This is a messenger RNA of Penicillium subrubescens, 1797 nucleotides long. RefSeq names its product dextranase. Gene Ontology annotation, molecular function: hydrolase activity, hydrolyzing O-glycosyl compounds. NCBI's taxonomy places the organism in Eukaryota, Fungi, Ascomycota, Eurotiomycetes, Eurotiales, Aspergillaceae. The record is from RefSeq and is a predicted model, not a curated record. Bases 1 to 1797 code for a protein of 598 amino acids. The transcript has a single exon.
AUGCCUCGUCUAAACCCCAUGUUACUUUUCUUUUCUGCCGCCAUUAUAGGCACAGCCUGGAGUGCUCCCACAAACAAGACUCACUGUGGCAACGAUUUGUGCACCUGGUGGCAUGACACAGGUGAAAUCAACCAAAACACCCCUGUUCAACCUGGAAAUGUUCGCCAAUCUCAUCGAUAUUCCGUGCAUGUUAGCGUUGCUGGCCGUCAUGAUUUCCUUGAUUCCUUCGUCUAUGAGUCAAUUCCUCGCAAUGGCAACGGUAGGAUCUUUGCUCCCUCUGAUGCACCCAACAGCAACACGCUUGAUAGUUCGGUUGAUGAUGGGAUCUCCAUUGAGCCUAGUAUCGGGCUUAAUAUGGCAUGGACUCAAUUUGAGUAUGGUCGAGAUGUUGAUCUCAAGAUCACCACGAUUGAUGGUUCUUCCCUGGGGGCUCCAGAGGAUGUUAUCAUCCGACCUACUUCUAUCAAAUACUCCAUCUCUUCGUCAAAGGACAAAAACGGGGGUAUUCUCGUUCGGAUUCCCUACGAUAAGAACGGACGCAAGUUUUCCAUCGAGUUCAAAAAUGAUCUAUACACUUUCCGUUCUGAUGGAAAUCAAUACGUUUCUUCUGGAGGCGACGUUGUGGGCAUUGAACCUACCAAUGCGCUUGUCAUCUUUGCGAGUCCUUUCCUCCCCUCGGACACGAUUCCUGCAAUGAACUCCGGCAAUACUCAGACCAUGAAACCUGGCCCGAUUAAUAAUGGAGACUGGGGCUCCAAGCCCAUUCUUUAUUUUCCUCCUGGCGUCUACUACAUGAACGAGAAUACGAACGGCGCCUCUAGAAAAUUGGGCUCAAAUCAUAUGAUCCUCGAUCCAACGACCUACUGGGUAUACCUCGCUCCUGGCGCGUAUGUCAAAGGCGCUAUUGAGUACACCACGCAUGCAUCAAAGUUCUAUGCUACAGGACACGGUAUUCUUUCGGGGGAGCAGUAUGUCUACCAGGCGAAUGUAGACAAGGGCUAUACCAGCGUGAAGAGCGACCAAACCAGCCUGCGAAUGUGGGGGCAUAACAGUAUCCAGGGCGGCCAGACCUGGUUCUGUCAUGGUCCAACUCUCCAUGCGCCCCCCUUCAACACCAUGGAUUUCAAUGGUGAUGUGAACAGCAUCAGCAGCCGGAUCACUGAUUACAAACAAGUCGGCGCAUAUUUCUACCAAACUGACGGCCCGGAAAUCUAUCCUAAUAGCGUCGUCAAGGAUGUUUUCUGGCAUGUCAAUGAUGACGCUUUGAAGAUCUACUAUAGCGGGGCUUCAGUUUCCCGUGCAACCAUCUGGAAGUGUUUAAAUGAUCCCAUCAUCCAGAUGGGUUGGACUACUCGGAACAUCCAUGGUAUCACCAUCGACACACUGAACGUUAUUCACACUCGUUACAGAGAUUCCAACACCGUUGUUCCAACAGCUAUCAUUGGCGCAUCUCCUUUCUAUAUGGGCGGAAUGACCCCGGAUCCAAAUCAGUCGAUCGGUCUCACAGUCUCAAACCUGAUCUGUGAAGGACUGUGUCCAUCGCUAGUCCGAAUUACCCCUCUCCAAAGUUAUAAGAAUCUUGUCGUAGAGAAUGCUGCGUUCCCGGAUGGCCUGUUGAAGAAUUCCAUUGGAACCGGCCAGAGUAUCAUCCCGGCAGUUUCUAGGAUGGAGAUGGACAUGAAGAUAACGAAUUGGACUGUGGGAGGGGAGAAGGUCACUAUGGAGAAUUUCCAAUCUGACAGUCUUGGCCAACUGAAUAUUGAUGUCAGUUAUUGGGGGCAGUGGAGUAUUUCUUGA